This is a messenger RNA of Daldinia loculata, 874 nucleotides long. RefSeq lists its product as uncharacterized. NCBI's taxonomy places the organism in Eukaryota, Fungi, Ascomycota, Sordariomycetes, Xylariales, Hypoxylaceae. The transcript has a single exon. The record is from RefSeq and is a predicted model, not a curated record. Bases 1 to 717 code for a protein of 238 amino acids.
AUGAAUACGCUGUGGGAGGAUCCUCACCCCGGCGAGAAAUUGGAGAUUCCACUCGGGAUGUCUGCUGGAUUAUACACUUAUCCGCAGACCGUCAGUGGAGAUGUCACGGGUGGCGUGGCCGUGAAAGCGCGUAGCGCAUAUCAAAAUGAUGGGUCAUGUACGGUUGGGCGCAACGUUCGGUGCCGUCAACGCAGCACCAAGCCCAAACCGUUGAAGAUUCCUGCGAGGGUCGUUGAAGAGCCAGAGGCGAAAGGCGGACCAGUAAUUAUGCCUCAGCCGCGCGGGUUUGUGAAACGACCACUUCACCUUCUACGUUCCCCCGAAUCCUUUCAUAGCUUUAAUUAUGAAACGGAUACCGAGACGGAGGUCAGUGCUGAGACUGGAACGAUGGUUAGUGAUUCGGAAACCGACCGAGCCGAAGUCACUAUCGGCCAGACCUCCCUCAGCGACUUCUCAAAUUGUCUAGGCAUAUCGCAAGGGGAGGACGGCUCGGCACUCACCGUUGUCGACUCUGACGCCUAUACGCGAGCCAGCACUGUUGACGACACGUACGGCUGGGAAGCAGAACUUGAGCGCAAGAUGAAGUGCAGAGUUAGCACGGAUUCUGUGUGUCCUUAUCGUCAUCAUAAUCAAUAUCGGAAUUCUGAUGGCGGUAUGCGAAACCUCUUCCAGCGUGUCUUUUCUGUAUCCGGAAGGAGAGUCAAUUCCGGUUUUUAGAACUACGUUAUACCACUAAGUUGGUGUUAUUGAAUCACGUGAGACGGAUUAAUGAGUUGAUCUACUUUGUCGUUUCGAGCAGGGCGAUUUACAAAAUUUUCUUACCAUGUUCAUCAUUGGCGGUUUGAAAUGCAUCUGGUUUUAUCAUUUUCGGCGU